This is a messenger RNA of Didymodactylos carnosus, 2448 nucleotides long. Lineage: Eukaryota; Metazoa; Rotifera; Eurotatoria; Philodinida; Philodinidae. The record is from the annotation of a GenBank genome assembly.
AUGUUACACCUCUUAGCCUUUUUCAGUCUAUUUGUGACAACAUAUGCAAUAAGUAGAGACGAUUUGCUUGUUGUAUCUAUUGCUACUGAAGAAACGGAUGGUUAUCUACGUUACGAUGUGGUAUUUAUACAAAGUCCUGAAUUUAUACUAGAUAAAUUUCAAACGUUUAAACCAGCACGCGUUGUAUUUGGAGCUGAAGAUUUUUGUUGGCCUAAUCCCGAACUUCAAAAUGAAUAUCCAGAAGUUGAAAGUAACAGAAAACGUUUUCUUAAUUCGGGCGGUUUUAUUGGUUAUGCUAACGAUAUCUACGAACUUAUAACAAGUCAAUCAAUUAAUGACGAUGAAGAUGAUCAAUUAUUUUAUACAAAAAUUUUUCUAAACGAAUUUAGUAGAUCAAAAUGGUCAAUAGUACUUGAUACAGGUGCAGAAAUAUUUUUAAAUCUAAAUGGUGCAAUAGAAGAAAUCAAAUUAGAAGUCAAUGGUGAUGAGGUUUAUAUACAUAACACUCGCACCGAUUCAAUUCCCGCUAUUAUACACGGAAACGGUCCAUCUAAACGUAGUCUUAAUUAUUUAAGUAAUUAUUUGGCUCGAGUAUGGUCGCCAACAUUAGGUUGUUUACAAUGUAAAGAAAAUCUACUCGAUGUUACAUCCUUCGGUGAGGUAACAAAAUGGCCUAUUGUUUAUAUGGCAUUAUUUAUUGAAUAUCCAACACCAUUUUUACGAGAAUAUUUUGAAAAUAUUAUGAAAAUCAAUUAUCCAAAAGAACGCAUAGGUUUAUUUGUUCAUAAUCAGGUGGAUUAUCAUAAAAAUUUGACUGAACAAUUUCUGAGCAAAUUUAAACAAGAAGGAUAUAAGUUUGUUAAAUAUUUGAGUGUUGAUGAUGAUACAACGGAAGCUGAAGCAAGACAACAGGCUAUAAAAGAAUGUCAAGAUGAUAAAUGUGAUUAUUUAUUUGUUGUGGAUUCAGUUGUACAUUUGGAUCAUCCAGAUACACUUAUUCAAUUAAUGACGAUGAACAGAACAGUCAUUGCUCCGAUGAUAACUCGUCCCGGCAAGACCUGGGCAAAUUUUUGGGGUGAUUUUUCAGACGAUGGUUAUUAUAAGCGCUCACCAGACUAUUUGGAAAUAAUCAACCAUGAAAAACUUGGUAUCUUCCAGGUUCCACAUGUGGCUCAUUGUUAUUUAAUCAGCGGUACAUUAUUGCAACGUUUUACUCCACGAUACGACGAUGCAAACAUUGAUCCAGAUGUUAAAUUUAGUAUUUCAAUGCGAGAUUCGGAUUGGAAAGCACGUUAUAUACAUCCAGAUUAUUAUAAACUACUUGAACCAAAUACAACAAUUGAACAGCCAUGUCCUGACACAUACUGGUUUCCCGUUGUGACAAAGGAAUUUUCCCAAAGCUUAAUUGAUAUGAUGGAGGCAUUCGGCGGUUGGUCGGGUAGUUCGCAUACAGAUAAACGUCUAGCUGGAGGCUAUGAAAAUGUUCCAACAGACGAUAUUCAUAUGAAUCAAGUUGGUUUUGAUGAGCAUUGGCUUUUUUUCCUACGUGAUGUUAUACAGCCAAUACAACAAAAACUUUAUACUGGUUAUAAUAGUGAUCCUCCACGAGCUGCAUUGAAUUUUGUUGUUCGUUAUAUGCCAGAAUAUCAAAGUAAAUUGAGACCUCAUCAUGAUGCAUCGACAUAUACAAUUAAUCUUGCCUUAAACGAUGUGGGAAAAGAUUAUGAGGGUGGUGGUUGUCGUUUUAUACGCUAUAAUUGUUCAUUGAGUGCAACAAGACGUGGUUGGACAUUGAUGCAUCCUGGCCGCUUAACUCAUUUACAUGAAGAUGACAUGUUUCAAAAUAUAAAUUAUUCUAUUCUUUAUGGUAUUUUAUUAUUCAUUUAUAUAACCAAUGGCGAUAAUUUUGCUAUUAUCGAUAUUAAUAUUGAUAAUGAUAAUGAAGAUGAUAUAGAAUUAAUUAAAUUGAAAUAUGAAAAAAUUAAACCUUCUGAUACACGUCAUCCAGCAAUUCAAGCAGAUCUUAUCAAUUGUACAUGGUAUAAAUCAGAAGCAUGCUGUAAACGAACCGAAGUAGCAAGUGUAUUUGAAUCCAUGUUUACGUUACAUCAAUGUUCAACAAAAUGUCGAAAUAUGAUUAAUUAUAUGAUGUGUUUUUUUUGUGAUCCAAAUCAAUUUCUAUGGUAUAUUAAACGAAAAGUCAAAGUAUGCGGUUCGUUUUGUAAUCAAUUGCAUAAGGAAUGUAAAAAUGCAGAAUACAAUGGAAAUGUAAUAAGUGUUCAAUAUAAAUCUGGUAAAGAAUUUUGUGAAGCUCAAAAUUUUCAAGUAACAUCGUCGGACUGUUUUGAUUUUGAUGAAAAUGUCUUCUCAAAAACAAUGUCAUUUUUAAAAUUCAAAUCUUAUUUUCUUUUCAUUCUACAAAUAUUAUUUUGUAUUUAUAUAAUAUAA